Messenger RNA from Lactuca sativa (garden lettuce), 1067 nucleotides. RefSeq lists its product as uncharacterized. NCBI's taxonomy places the organism in Eukaryota, Viridiplantae, Streptophyta, Magnoliopsida, Asterales, Asteraceae. The record is from RefSeq and is a predicted model, not a curated record.
UUUUUAACAUAGGUCAGUCACCCUUUUGGUGUUAGGUUUGCAUGUGCUCGUCUCAUAGCAUCGUGGCUCACCUGUUUCAGCUUCACCGGACACCAACGUUUUAAUAUUCUGACGUCCGUCCAAUUCCAAUUCAAAGUAACAGCUCACCGCCCCUUUUUCCUUUAUAUACACACACCACUCCAAACUCAAACACCAUUUAACACCUCCCCCAAAAAACCAUGACCACCACCCUCUCCUCCGAACCACCUCCGGUAACCUCCAGUCCCCGGAUUUCCUUCUCCGCCGACUUCCUCGACGAUGCUAACUUCAUCUGCAUUACACCACACGACAAAGAGAAAGAUAAAGAGAAAGAGAGAGAAAAGGAGAAAACAAGGAACGUCGGCGAGUUUGAGUUUCUCUCCGGUGAUACAAACACUCCGACGACAAUGCUGACGGCGGACCAGCUGUUCUUCGAAGGGAGACUACUACCUUUCCGACAGAAGCAAUUUUGCGAGACGCUAGCGAAAAUCAACCUGAAAACGGAAGGGAAACCGGAAGAGGUGAAAGAAGAUAGUAGUAACAAUAACAGAAUGAGUUGGUUUAUCGAUGAAGAUCCGUCUCCGAGACCACCGAAAUGUACGGUUUUAUGGAAGGAGUUGUUACGGUUGAAGAAACAACGCCCGUCUUCUCUCUCGCCCUCUUCCUCUUCUUCUUCGUCUUCGUCGGCUUCCUCCAUUGAUGAUGAUUCGAAGAAAGAGAAACAUCAGGUGAAGAAGGUUAAAAAGGGGCUAGAGAGAACCAGAUCGGCGGGGAUUAAAAUCAGACCGAUGAUUAACGUUCCGAUUUGCAGUCAAGGAGGAGGGCGGAGCAACUCUCUGCCGCCUCUUUUUGCGCUGAGAAAAAGUGGAAGCGGAGUACUGGACAGGUAGGGAUAAUUUUAGGUAUUAAUUUACUGCCUUUCGUUUAUGUGUUUGGAUUUUGAUUGAUUAAUUUGGGUGUAAUUUGGUUUUGAUGAUUCUUAUUUUUCUAGUGCAUAAUCUUCGUAUUAAUGUAAAUGCAGAACUAUAAUUAAUGUCUUUUUGAAUGCA